This is a messenger RNA of Archocentrus centrarchus (flier cichlid), 1256 nucleotides long. RefSeq names its product GPN-loop GTPase 3 (gene gpn3). Gene Ontology annotation, molecular function: GTPase activity. The coding region runs from base 145 to 1002 and encodes 285 amino acids. The transcript is spliced from 8 exons. Lineage: Eukaryota; Metazoa; Chordata; Actinopteri; Cichliformes; Cichlidae. The record is from RefSeq and is a predicted model, not a curated record.
GUGGCAGAAGUCUGUAGGUGUUUCUUAAAGAAGAAGCAGAAGAAGAAACACCAGUGGGAAUGAAUUUUACGAGCACUAUUACAAAGCUACUUUUGACGACAAAAGGGGUUCAGUUUUACCACAGCUCCUUUUAAUUGAGGCAAAAUGCCUCGUUAUGCACAGCUAGUGAUGGGUCCUGCGGGUAGCGGUAAGAGUACCUACUGCUCCACCAUGGUCCAGCAUUUAGAGGCCUUAAACCGUUCAGUUCAGGUGGUCAAUUUGGACCCAGCAGCUGAGCACUUUGAUUACCCUGUCAUGGCAGACAUCCGUGAGCUCAUUCAGGUAGAUGAUGUGAUGGAGGACGAUUCUCUAAGAUUUGGCCCUAACGGAGGUUUGGUUUUCUGCAUGGAGUACUUUGCCAAUAACUUUGACUGGCUGGAAGAAAGCCUGGGUCACGUGGAAGAUGACUACAUAUUUUUUGACUGCCCAGGGCAGAUUGAGUUAUACACACACCUCCCUGUAAUGAAGCAGCUGGUGGAGCAGCUCCAGCAAUGGGAGUUUCGGGUUUGUGGAGUCUUUCUGGUUGACUCACAGUUCAUGGUGGAGUCUUUUAAGUUUAUCUCCGGAGUCAUGGCCGCUCUGAGUGCAAUGGUCUCAUUGGAGAUUCCUCAAAUAAACAUCAUGACAAAAAUGGACCUGCUUAGCCCGAAAGCCAAGAAGGAGAUUGAGAAGUACCUGGACCCAGACAUGUACUCAAUGAUGCAAGACAGCUCCAACACAAUCAGAAGCAAAAAGUUCCAGAAGCUAACCAAAGCUAUUUGUGGACUUAUCGAUGACUACAGUAUGGUAAGAUUCCUCCCUUUUGACCGCACUGAUGAAGAAGGUAUUAACAUAGUACUGCAACACAUUGACUUAUCAAUACAGUACGGAGAGGACCUGGAGUUCAAGGAGCCAAAGGAGGUUGAGGAAGAGCCUGCUAACCUAAAUUAUGAUGAGAUUUUUCAAGACAAAGCGAACAGCUGAGGGGCACUGUGGCUGUGCUGCAAAAGCAGAUUUUGUGUAAUGAGGCUGGCAGAGGAGCUCAAUCGGACUGUUCAGUAUAUCUGUAUGGAUACUUAGAAAUGGACAUGUGAAGAAGAGUGUGGAUGUCAUAAAUAAUUUGUCAUGUAUUUUAAAGUUUUCUUUUGUUUCUUUUGAUGAAUGAAGAAAUAGAAAACUCAUGUUUUAAUAUUUUAACAUAGUGGUUUAAGGCAUUUAGACGUUUAAGAGUUAUUAAA